AUGCAGCAGGAGCCGGGGCAGCUGCGGCCGGAGCGGGGAAACCGCGUGGGGUCGGGGCUCCUCCUCUUCCUCCCGCUCGUCGUCCCCUCCCCGCCCGGCCCGAGCCGGGGGCGGGGCCGGAGCGACGGCGGCGGCGUCUGGUUCCAGUGCCGUGGGGAUGUUUGGACCUUGCAGGACUCCAAAUACAAGGAGCUGAGGAGGGAGACCAGGGAGGACAAAUCCCCACAGCAGAACCUCCUGGAAGAGGCUGUUUUGAGUGGCUCCACAGCACAGGAAUCCGACAGGGAUGAAAAGCCCUGGAGAUCCCUCACGAGGAGGGGCUGCAAACAUAGGCCAGGGUGUUCUGAGGAAGAAAGACCCACCCUGGGUCAGGAAGGUAGCUGGAGAUCCAGCCAGAGGUCCAGCCUGGUGGUUCAUGAGCAGCAUCAAAGCAGGGAGAAGCCCUACACAUGUGGUGAGUGUGGGAGGAUCUGCAGAGACAGCUCCGACCUGAUCUGCCACUGGAGGAUCCACAAUGGGGAGAGGCCUUAUGAGUGCUUGGAAUGUGGGAAGAGCUUCAGCCAGAGGUCCAGCCUGACUGCCCACCAGAGGUUGCACACUGGGGAGAAGCCCUAUGAGUGUGGGGAGUGUGGGAAGAGCUUCAGACAGAGCUCCCACCUGAUUCGCCAUCAGCGGAUCCACACAGGGGAGAGGCCCUAUGAGUGUCUUGAUUGUGGGAAGAGGUUUCAGACCAGCUCCAAUCUCCUUCUGCACCAGCGUACGCACACGGAGGAGAGGCCCUUCCGCUGCCCAAACUGUGGGAAGGGCUUCAACCUCAACUCCACCCUUGUCAGGCACAGGCGCAUCCACACUAGAGAGAGGCCAUAUGAGUGUCCCCAGUGUAAGAAGUGGUUUCAGAGCAGCUCAGCUCUUGUCAUGCACUGGCGCAUCCAUGCUGGGGACGGGCCCUAUGAAUGUCCCCAGUGUGGGAAGAACUUCACCCAGAGCUCGAACUUUACCAGACACCAACGAAAGCACCAGUAAGGGAAGCCCUGCGAGUGCCCCGAGUGUAGGAAUAGCUACAUCUGUGUUUCCAACUUCAUUCUUGGUCAGAGGACCCACAUUGGGAAGAGCCCUGGUGACCCACAUUCCCUGUGAUCCACAUUGGGAAGACACCUGUCCCUUUCCCCACCCCUGCCAGUGAUGUGAGGUGGGAUCAAAGAACAUGAGUGUCUGGCCAUGCCUCCAUCAUUAUAUUCGAUCUCACCUCAAGUCAUUGCCUGGAACAGGGAAAGGAACUCUCUCUCCUGAGGAGAAGGGUGUCUUUUCUAUUCGGGAGAAAAUACAUAGUCAGGAAGAGCUGGUAAGUACUGUUGCAGUUUUCCCUGUAAAUAAAUUCUUUGUCUUAUCCUUUCUGUUAUCAAUAUUGUUGCUGUUCCUGUUUGUUCCUUAUCCUGCUGCUGUUCCCAGUAAAUUGUUCUUAUUCCAUCCCAGGAUCUUUGCUAUUUGUGCUUUCCAUGGGAGGCAGGAAGGCAGCGAGCAGCAGUGCAUUUUUAGCGGGAGCAGGAGAUUGGGGAGCCCCAUUCCUGAACCCUGGCCUGAGCAUCCCAGCUGGUCCCAACCCUGGUGGCCAUGGCAACAGCCUUGGGAGCGGGUCCCUGGCUGGGGCUG
This is a messenger RNA of Passer domesticus (house sparrow), 1650 nucleotides long. RefSeq names its product zinc finger protein 239-like. Gene Ontology annotation, biological process: regulation of transcription by RNA polymerase II. The transcript is spliced from 4 exons. The coding region runs from base 1 to 1023 and encodes 340 amino acids. Gene Ontology annotation, cellular component: chromatin; PcG protein complex; transcription regulator complex. The record is from RefSeq and is a predicted model, not a curated record. Gene Ontology annotation, molecular function: DNA-binding transcription factor activity, RNA polymerase II-specific; RNA polymerase II cis-regulatory region sequence-specific DNA binding. NCBI's taxonomy places the organism in Eukaryota, Metazoa, Chordata, Aves, Passeriformes, Passeridae.